AUGACACCAGCGUCCAAGCUAACAUUGGGCGCAACUUAUUGGUACUAUAAACCUGCUCAAACCAAUCCACCACCUGUGACACCUUAUAUUCCUCCACCUUUUGUUUGGGAAAGUAUACCAAAACCAAUCUUGAAGCGAUUCACUACACCUGAUCCCAAACGCGAUGGAUUUGUCUGGAAUAUGUUUAGUACACUGACAGUAGGCAUGGCAGGUAUGGUAGCCAAAGGCUUUAUGAAUUGUAGCCAGGUAACAGUCUAUGGGCUGGAAGAAUUCAAAAGCAUUAUUCAGGACCCUGAAAGGCAGAAGGGCAUUGUGACAGUAUCUAAUCAUGAGUCUGUGCUUGAUGAUCCAUUUCUAUGGGGUGUAUUGCCUAUCAAGACACUGUUUUCUAUCCAUCAAAUGCGUUGGGUACUUGGUGCAGCCGACAUUUGUUAUACAUCCAUCUUUCGAUCUUACUUUUUUGCCUGUGGUCAGACCAUUCCCACUAUACGUGGCGCUGGUAUCUAUCAACCAGGCGUUGAUUUUGCCAUUGAUAAAAUCAAUCAUAAAGGUUGGAUUCAUAUUUACCCUGAAUCUAAAGUAGUUCAAGAGAACAAAAUGGUUCGAUUUAAAUGGGGUGUGGCUCGUAUUCUGAUGGAUGCAGAUCAUGAACCCUUAGAAAACCUAUUACGCUUGUGUUUGGUCCACCCGUAG
Gilbertella persicaria is the source of this 693-nucleotide messenger RNA. RefSeq names its product acyltransferase-domain-containing protein. Gene Ontology annotation, cellular component: mitochondrial membrane. The coding region runs from base 1 to 693 and encodes 230 amino acids. Gene Ontology annotation, molecular function: 1-acylglycerophosphocholine O-acyltransferase activity. NCBI's taxonomy places the organism in Eukaryota, Fungi, Mucoromycota, Mucoromycetes, Mucorales, Choanephoraceae. Gene Ontology annotation, biological process: cardiolipin acyl-chain remodeling; inner mitochondrial membrane organization. The record is from RefSeq and is a predicted model, not a curated record. The transcript has 5 exons.